This is a messenger RNA of Anarrhichthys ocellatus (wolf-eel), 4255 nucleotides long. It is a transcript of the gene tmx3b, whose product is annotated as thioredoxin related transmembrane protein 3b. Gene Ontology annotation, cellular component: endoplasmic reticulum; cell surface. The coding region runs from base 78 to 1469 and encodes 463 amino acids. Lineage: Eukaryota; Metazoa; Chordata; Actinopteri; Perciformes; Anarhichadidae. The transcript has 16 exons. The record is from RefSeq and is a predicted model, not a curated record.
CGGAGUAACCCACGCGCAUGCGCAGACUGGCUGGCUUUAGCAGCUGUAUUUCCUGAUUGCUGUUUCCACUCGAAGCGAUGGCAGAAGUGAAAGCUUCCCUGAUUUGUGGCGUUGUAGCGGCUUUCCUGGCGUCGGCCGUGCUUGCAUUUGUUGAAGAUUUAGAUGACACAUUUAAAGACACCAGAGUGAACGAUGUCUGGCUGGUUGAUUUCUAUGCGCCGUGGUGCGGCUACUGUAAGAAACUGGAGCCAGUAUGGCACGACGUGGGAGUGGAGCUGAAGAGCUCCGGGUCGCCGGUCCGCGUGGGAAAGAUGGAUGCCACCGCGUACUCUGGAAUGUCGUCAGAGUUCGGUGUUCGUGGUUACCCCACAAUAAAACUGUUAAAGGGGGAUCUUGCCUAUAACUACAAAGGACCGAGGACAAAAGAUGACAUCGUAGAGUUUGCCAACAGGGUGGCAGGACCCGCCGUCAGGGCGCUUCCCAGCAAGCAGAUGUUCAAGCACAUGAUGAAACGACACAAUGUGCUUUUUGUGUACGUCGGCGGGGAGUCCCCCCUCAAAGAGAAGUACAACGACGUCGCCUCCGAGCUCAUCGUCUACACUUAUUUCUUCUCGGCUUCAGAGGAAGUCUUUCCAGAGUCGGUAACUUUGCCAGAGCUUCCUGCGGUUGUAGUCUUUAAGGACGGGGCCUACUUUACCUAUGAUGAGUACGCAGAUGCUAGUUUGUCAUCAUGGGUGAACAAGGAGCGCUUCCAAGGAUACCUCCAGAUUGAUGGCUUUACACUCUAUGAGCUCGGAGAAACAGGCAAAUUGGUAGCGAUUGCAGUCAUCGAUGAGAAGGACCCCACAGAGGAGAGUGGCAGAUUAAAGACCUUGAUUCAGAGGGUGGCGAAGGAAUACAGAGAACAUUUUAACAGAGACUUCCAGUUUGGACACAUGGAUGGGAACGACUACAUUAACAGCCUCAUUAUGGGCGAGGUGACGGUGCCCUCUGUUAUCAUCCUCAACACAUCCAACGAGCAGUACUUCCUGCCCAGUGAGCCGACUGAGACCAUGGAGCAGCUGGUCCAGUUCAUCGACGGUGUUUUGAACGGUUCUGCACAGGCGCAAGGAGGUGAUGGCUUCAUUCAGAGGAUCAAACGCGUGGCCUUUGAUGCCAGAUCCACCAUCAUGUCGGUGUUUCGCAGCUCUCCGCUGCUAGGCUGCUUCCUUUUCGGCCUACCGCUGGGCGUAAUUAGCCUGAUGUGCUACGGCAUCUGCACAGCCGAGUCGGACGACGGUUCGGAGGACUUGGACGCGCUCAAGAGGGAGGGCCUGACCGACGAGGAGGAAGACGAGGAGGAGGAGAGGCAGCGCGGCACUGAGCUGGAGGGCCCCGAAGAGGGCGAGAACGAGGAGGAGGAGGAGGAGGAAGACGAGGAGGAAGACGACGUCGGAGAGAAGGAUCCCGAAGAGAAGAAAACCGAUUAACGCAGGUGCUCCCGCCGGAUAGAGGAUGAUGGGCCGAGUCAAAUGCGGUGACAUGAAACUCAAAGACUUAUCAAUGUGUUACUAUUCUGCUUCUUUGUCUUUCAUAUCACUCCCCCUCAAAGCCCCUCUAGCACAGACCGCUCUCCCAUCUUUGAGUUCUGUGUUAAAGGUCGGCCGCUCAGCGAAGCCAUCGAAUCUUGUUUCAAGCUAACAGCCUUUUAGUGACGGCGUGUAGACACGUAAUGCUCCAGAGAUGGAGGCGGCUGUGAACCAACCUCUUAUUUAUUAAGAUUCGACCAACCAGUGGUUUGUUCCUUGUGACGCUUUCUCUCCUUGUUUUGUAACUACUAAAAUGCUUCUUUUUUUGUUAUAUCCCAAUUUUUUCUUUUUGUUUCCAGUUUAUUAUGAUAUUGUAGAACAGUAAAAACCUGCCUUCAAACUGACAUGAAUACACCGACAUUUUCCACCUCUACCCCAAACCCAAAGUCAAAGCUUAAUUGGCGUGUGUAGAAAGCAAAGGAAGUGCCCAAGAAGGAAAAUCUGCCAUAAAUCAAUCGUGCUUUAUCUAUUGUAUGUUAUUGCCUGAACAUAUUUCUUCUUCUUCUUCAAGGGGUGCAAAGUGACGAGACAGUCGCGCAUUUCUUACUUAUUUCUCAAGCCAGCCACCUGUUGGUGUCCAUUUAUGAGUAAAUGGUAAUGGGUAUCAGUGUGUCUGAUUCUGGGAUAUGGCAAAUGUGCUUUUUUGUUUUCCAACAUGGCCAACCUGCUGAAAUUCUUCAUAUAGAUGGGUUGUACCUGUAUAGCAGACAUCCAUAACACGCAUCAGUAGUCCCUGCAGCUUUUAACAAGUCAUAUUCUUCAGAUAGACGGGCUCCGUCUCUUUCCAUAUUUCAAUCUGUCUUCCAUCACUCGUUGCCAUAUUGAAUUCAGUAGGCAGGUUGAAGUUUAAAUCCCGAUACACUGAGCGCACAAAAUAUAAAGCCCGUCUUCCUGCUGCUUAGUUUCACCCCUUCUUUUUCUGCCAUAACGCACUAUUGUUGGUUUUCUCAAUGCCAUAGCUGUCCUGUUUGCAAUAGCUGAAAUCUGGUAGGGGUUGUGGCUUCCUCUUGGGUUGAAGUGGCCAGUCUGUUACGUAUAAUAAACAAGUGUUCCUAAAAUCUGCUCCUCCCAGUGUAAUACGCUUUUUAUGAGAGAUGCUCAGUGGAGUGCUCCUGGUUGGAUUUGGGGCCUUUCUGGCAGCGAGUUAAAGCACCUGAGAACAUGUUUCAUUGUCUUUGUUACACGUUUGUGACUAAAGAAGGAAAAAAUAAAGGAAAACCUGUCAUAUGCAGGGGCAUUUCCAUGGAAACAAAAGCACAUUUUUCCCCAGCUGUCGUAUGUUUCGUGCUAAUUGGUGCAUGGAGAUGAAAUCGCACGUUUGUUUUUUUUCCUCCAAUUCAGCCGUGUCACCAGUGGGAAGAGUACAAACAAAAACGCAUAUAAUGAAUUAUGUGACGAUUGGUAGAUAAAAGUAUAAAUCAUGUUGGAAACUCAAAACUUUGAGAAUUUAGGAAAUGCGCUUCUUCACUUUCUUGCCAAGUGUUACAUGAGAAAGUUGUUACUGAUGUCUGAAGGGGAAAAUAUGAAAGCUUAGCACAAAGAAUGGAAACCGCUAGCCUGGUUCUGAUCGUAACAACCGCCUGCCAGCACUUCUAAAGCUCUAAAAUCUCUCUCGUUUGAUCUGUACACAAACUGAAGUAACUUCCAGGAAGUCUUCUCUGGUUUCCUGGAAACCUCACCGUGAAGACUCCAGGAAGUCUCUGCACCCGACCAGGAUUUAGUUUGGCACAUAACCCCCAUUAAAACCACAACGUGUUGUUUUUUACUCAUUCCUUUAUGGAUUAAACAAACAAGAUAACCUGUUCAUUAGAGAGCUUUAGAGGGGCUGGUAUGCACUUUUUUUGGCCUUUGGCAGAGCCAGGCUAGCCAUUUCCCCUCGCGUCCAGUCUUUAUGCUAAGCUAAGCUAAUCGGCUGCUGACCCUAGUUUAAUAUUCACCAUGCAAUCCUCUCCUCCAAGUCCCGGCGACAAAGCUAGUAUACUUCCCUAAAUGGCAAACUAUUCCUUUUUAGAGUGGUGCACUGGAUUAUUAUUAUUCGCUCUGCAUUUGUUUUACAUUAUUCAUCCGAAACAUUCCUGCAUACUAUUUAACGUACAGAGCUGACGAGUAAUUAAAAGUUUGAAAUGAGCAACGACAGCUUCUGUAACAGGCUUUCUCUCGAGGGAACUUCAACACAUGGUGAUGAAUGAGCAUUAAGUUCAUCCCUGACCUAGGGAGGAAGUCUCAGUCCUGCGUCCACAUCCUCACUUUGACUUGAUCGCGUCUCACGUAACGACAACUGAACUAACUGCUGAUCUACUCGGUGGAUACUUUGAAAUAGUAAUGAAUGUUUUGAGCAGUUUAUGCUAUCGUUGUGUAAAGGUGAUCCUCCCCCACACUCUUAAAGUGUAACAGUGAUAUGAUAAGAUUCGUUAUUCUUCGUUUCAUCCUGCUUUUGCAGCUCAGUAAAUCUUGUAACGUGAUCGACUUAGGCUGCUCGACCGAAGCACACCUGCUGUUUUUAAUAUACAGAGGUCAUCUGUAUCAUUACUGUGAAUCUGCACUAAAGGAAACCAUGCCCUCGCCUUGCCUUCCGGUCCUUGUAGUUGCCUACCUUUCUCUGCCGAACUUCCUCCUUUGGGUUUGAAUUGAGAUUGUCACACUUUAUUACAGGUUUGAAAGAUUGAAAUAAAGAUUGUCGUCUUUUU